Messenger RNA from Racocetra fulgida, 364 nucleotides. NCBI's taxonomy places the organism in Eukaryota, Fungi, Glomeromycota, Glomeromycetes, Diversisporales, Gigasporaceae. The record is from the annotation of a GenBank genome assembly.
GAGAUACUGGUCCAUAUUUACAAUAUGCCCACGCCCGCCUUUGCUCAAUCGAACGUAAUUGUGGUUUUGAACUCAAUCCGGAAAUAGAUGUUUCCCGUCUGAAAGAAAAGCCGGCGAUUGCGCUCAUUGACAUGAUUGCUCAAUACCCUGAUGUCGUUAAGAAUGCUUUACAAACUCUGGAACCUUGUACGAUUGUAACAUAUGCAAUGAAAUUAAGUCAUCAUGUAUCUGUAACGUUAGAAACUCUAUGGGUUAUGGGUGCAGAACGUCAAUUGGCAGAGGCGAGGUUGUUUAUGUAUUGGGCUACCAGAAUAACGCUAGGAAAUUCACUCAAGUUAUUAGGUCUCAAGCCUUUGGAAAGAAU